Messenger RNA from Pichia membranifaciens NRRL Y-2026, 2407 nucleotides. RefSeq lists its product as hypothetical. The transcript has 4 exons. Lineage: Eukaryota; Fungi; Ascomycota; Pichiomycetes; Pichiales; Pichiaceae. Gene Ontology annotation, cellular component: cytosol. Gene Ontology annotation, molecular function: 3'-5'-DNA exonuclease activity. Bases 158 to 2407 code for a protein of 749 amino acids. The record is from RefSeq and is a predicted model, not a curated record.
GAUUCAUUGCUUGAGAUAAAGCCUGAUAAAAGAUAAAGAGUUUGCUUUUUUGCCCGAAUUGCCAAUCAUCAUUCUCUGAAAGAUUUUAGAAGUUAUUAGUUUCUUUCCGAUCUACAUCGAUUAGAGAAGAAACAAUAAGCACAAAAAGUUUAUCAUUAUGAUCGACUCAACUGAAACACAACUCUUCAAGAGUAAAAUAUCAAUUCUCACAAUACCCAGGGAGAACUUUUGGAUAUUUAAAUCUGGAACAUUGGAAAUAUUGUAUCGAUUGGUUGAUGCCUACGAAAACAGAGCUAACUCGCAAUACUCAGAUAAUGAUCAAGGAUAUCAACUAUCAAAUUCUGCACAUAUGAUCAACGAAGAAGAGAGUGAAAGUUUAGACAAUGGAGACAUUAACUCGGAGAUUGAAGACGAUGGUCUUUUCUUUCACUUAGCAUUUACUAGAGAAGAAGUUACGAUAAUGUGUAGCACGAAAUUGAUGAAAAGAUACCUAAGUAAAGCAAUGAAGAUGGACCCUGAAUCCACGCUGAUAAGUGAUGAAUUUUUCAUCAUGCAAGUUUUCAGCGAUGGAUCUAACAUCGGUAAGAAGAUACUCGAACUAACACAGCCCUUAUCGUUGAACAAUAUAUCUCUAUUUUUCAUUUCGAACUAUUUCUCUGAUCUUGUGUUGGUGCCCAUAAAGGAUAAGGUGAAGGCUCUAAAAAUUCUUGAAGAAACUCAGAAUGGACUCGAUGAAACUAGAGCCAAUUCAUAUAGUAAUGAUUUGGAGUUAAAAACAUUUGAGCUAUUUGAGAAUAACAACAUCAAACCUAAACUCGGCACAGACAUACAGCUUUUAUUGACAGGAGCAAGAAGCGGUGACUAUGCUGAAGUACUUAAACAAACGGCAGAAUCUGUUUCCCGACUGAACACGGAGAACCUCAAAAGCGGCGGCAAAUCGUUUCCCGAAUAUUUUGCGAUCACGAGAACACCAACUGAGGAGAUUGGCUUGUUGUUACCGUAUGACAACACUGAGCUGAACAAGCUGAAGUUUUCCAAAAACAAUAUAAUGGGAUCAUUACAGGAUUAUUACUAUCCAAUAUUUAUAGAUUUGAAAAAGUUACCACUGGAUUUAAAGGGUAUAGUGGCGGGCAUGGCAUCGAAGUUGUUGAGAAUGGACAUCGACGAGAUGAGUUAUCUAUCUCUAGGUAAAUCUGGUAAAGCACGGCGACAACACCGCUCGCCCUCCUGUCUCUUAAGGCCGCAGCCUAUCUCGUCGAAGUUCGAAUCCUACGUGCCGAAAUACUACGAUGUGGGGGUCAAUAUAACAGAUUCGAUGUUCAGCGGGAGCUAUCACGGUCGGCAACAUCACAGAAAUGACACGCUGGAUGUCUUGAAGAAGGCCGCUCGACAUCAUGUAGUGGAUAUCUUGCUGACAGGCUCAUCUCUCGACGAAUCCAAGCGUACCAUCGAAAUCAUCAAUUCGCUAAAACAGCAAGUGACAAAUGACAAGACUUUGAAACUUCCAAACUUGUAUUCGACCGUCGGGGUCCAUCCGUGUACAGUGUUGGAAUUUGAGAGCGCAGGCUCGGUAGAGCAGCAUUUACAAGAUCUGGAGAAUCUGGUCAGCGAGGGCAUUGAAGCCGAUGUUGUCCGGGCAUUUGGCGAGAUUGGCCUAGAUUAUGAUCGUCUGCACUACACGCCGAUGGAAAAACAACUAGUCUACUUCGAAAAACAACUACGGCUGGCGGCUAAGUUUGACUUACCAUUGUUUUUGCACAUGAGGUCAGCCUGUGAUGAUUUCAUCAGGACGUUAAAGCCUUUUCUCGAUAACAAUCUCUUGAAGAACAAAAACUUGUUGGUUCAUUCAUUCACCGGUGAUAAAAUGCAGCUAGAGCAACUACUCCAGCUGGAGAAGUCGAAUCCACAUGGCUACAAAGUAUUUAUUAGCAUCAAUGGGGCAGGUUUGCGAGAUACCUCGACCCUUGAGGUACUACCUUUGAUUCCAUUGGACAGAUUGAUGAUAGAGACAGAUUCCCCAUGGUGUGAGAUAAAGAAAACACACCCCUCUUGGAAAUAUCUCUCCACCUCCCCCAAUUCAUUUUAUCCUUGUGAUUAUGAGAAUUACGAAACUGUGAUGCAAAGUCCCGAAGUUCAGGGGUUGAUGAAAAACUCUGCUAAAAACAAGAAAAAUUCAAACAAUACAAAUUUGACCCUGUUUGACUUUUUGCCCAUACCAACCGUCAAGAGUGACAAGUUUGAUAAAUUUAAGUAUAGUCACAUUUUUGAAGAUUCCCCCCUCAUCAAAUCAAGAAACGAACCUUGUUUAAUAGGUUUAGUGGCCUUGGUGAUCUCCAAGGUGAGGACGGAGGAUCCUCAAAAGAUCAUAGAUUCUGCAUAUCGCAAUAGCAAGCAGGUUUUUGGCUAG